Ornithorhynchus anatinus (platypus) is the source of this 992-nucleotide messenger RNA. RefSeq names its product tRNA phosphotransferase 1 (gene TRPT1). The transcript is spliced from 7 exons. Lineage: Eukaryota; Metazoa; Chordata; Mammalia; Monotremata; Ornithorhynchidae. Bases 264 to 935 code for a protein of 223 amino acids. Gene Ontology annotation, biological process: tRNA splicing, via endonucleolytic cleavage and ligation. Gene Ontology annotation, molecular function: tRNA 2'-phosphotransferase activity. The record is from RefSeq and is a predicted model, not a curated record.
AAGCAGAAGGAAGGACUGGGCCAACUGGCCCCAGAAAUAAAGUCUGUGCAGGGCGUUGGCCAAGGGAAGCCGAUGCCCCAGAGCCUGAUGGAAACUGUAGUUUCCUGGAACCCCCGGAGGGAUUGUGAGCCCCACGUGGGAGUCCCUGAUUACCUCGUAACUACCCCAGCGAUUAGAACCGUGCUUGGCGCAUCAUUAUUGUUACUGGACCGUUUCCUCUUCGGCCAAGAGUCCUCUUCAGGCUCCAAUCAAUCAAUCAAUCCAUGGACCGGGAUGUCCGGCUCUCCAGAGCCCUUUCUUACGCCCUGCGCCACGGAGCUGUCAGACUGGGGUUGCCCAUGGGCACCGAUGGCUUCGUGCCCCUGGACUCCCUCCUGCGGCUGCCCCAGUUCCGAGACUUCUCCCCCGAGGACGUGCACCGGGUGGUGGAGACCAACGAGAAGCAGCGGUUCGCUCUGAAGCCCGGCCCCCCGGGCUCCGGCCCGCUCAUCCGCGCCAACCAGGGCCACUCCCUUCAGGUGGCCGACUUGGAGCUGACCCCCUUGAGCGGGCCGCAGGACCUGCCCCCCGUGCUGGUCCACGGGACCUACCGGCGCCACUGGCCGUCCAUCCGGCAGCGGGGCCUGUCCCGCGGCAAGAGGACCCAUGUCCACCUGGCACCUGGGCUGCCCGGCGACCCCCACGUCCUCAGCGGCAUGAGGCGGGACUGCGAGGUCGCCGUGUGUGUUGACGGGCCCUCGGCGAUGGCAGAUGGAAUCCAGUUCUUCCUCUCGGCCAACGGGGUGAUCCUGACCCCGGGGGAUGCCCACGGUUUCCUGCCCCCGAAGUACUUCAAGGAGGUGAUUCAGCUGGGGCCCCACCGGCGACGACUACCUCUGCUGGAUGGGUCCGAGCAGCGCCCAGCGUGUCAGGAGCGAGGGAGUAGCCAACUCUGAAACAUUUAUUUAUAAAAAACAGACGAAUAAAAAUGGAAGCCACAGGGCUACAUCUAA